GCAGCUCAGUCACACACCAAGGAGGGAAAGACAGAAAAAAAUGAUCGUGCGGAAAAGCUGACAGAACAAACCAGCGCGCAAGACAAUCCGAGGGGUGAUCUCCGAUGCGAGCUAUAAGUUCUGUGGCAGAGGUGUCUUAAUACCGGAGAGCGGAUCUCCUGGGCAGGAAAGCAUCAACUUCAGCUUAUGUGUGUUCUUUUCCCUCUGAUGUUCAUGCCUCGCAGUUUCUCUUCCAACAGGAAACAUUUCAUGGGGAGGGAUUGUUACUUCUUGCAGGCGACAUGGGAUUCCCAGGAAGAGUAGUGAGACUCCACAAUAAACAGCCAGGUAGGAAUUUGCCACUCAUCUGUUGCACUAAAGCGAAGCUACAAGCGCUGUCUUCUUGGCUGGAAGUGUUGAAGACCACCUAAACUGGGGGACGGUAUCUGAAAGAUGAAGAGAAUAACAUAGAUACGGGGAAAAGUGGAUGAGGUGGGCGACUGCAAAAAAAAAUCUUAAAUGGAUUUAAUUUAUAAAUGGAAUUGAAAUGUGCCCUGAUAACAGUUGAAGUAAAAACGCUGGAUAGCAACGCAUGCAUAUAAACCAAAGACAAAGUAUUAGAAUGGCAUAAAAUAUGGCCCAGUUCUAUUACAAAAGAAGCGUCAAUGCCCCUUACAGAGACCGCAUCCCUCUUCGCAUAGUGCGAGCAGAGUCUGAACUCUCCCCUGCCGAGAAAGCCUACUUGAAUGCUGUGGAGAAAGGAGAUUAUGCUAGUGUGAAGAAAGCUCUGGAGGAAGCCGAAAUUUAUUUCAAGAUCAAUAUUAAUUGCAUUGAUCCUCUUGGAAGAACAGCUCUCCUUAUUGCAAUUGAAAAUGAGAACCUGGAGCUCAUUGAGCUGCUCUUAAGCUUUAAUGUGUAUGUCGGAGAUGCUCUGCUGCAUGCCAUACGAAAGGAGGUAGUUGGAGCUGUGGAACUUUUAUUAAAUCACAAAAAGCCGAGUGGGGAGAAACAGGUGCCACCAAUACUGCUGGAUAAGCAGUUCUCAGAAUUCACACCAGACAUUACACCCAAUUUGGCUGCCCAUACGAACAAUUAUGAGAUCAUAAAACUUCUUGUACAGAAGGUUUCCGUACCUAGACCACAUGAAGUUCGCUGCAACUGUGUUGAAUGCGUCUCAAGCUCGGAUGUGGACAGCCUUCGCCAUUCUCGAUCCAGACUUAACAUUUACAAAGCUCUGGCAAGUCCAUCUUUGAUUGCGUUGUCCAGUGAGGAUCCUUUCCUUACAGCAUUUCAACUGAGUUGGGAGCUUCAGGAACUGAGUAAAGUGGAAAAUGAGUUUAAGUCAGAAUACGGACUCUCGCAUCAAUGCAAGCAAUUUGCAAAAGACCUCCUAGAUCAGACACGGAGUUCCAGGGAACUGGAAAUUAUUCUAAAUUACAGAGAUGACAAUAGCUUGAUAGAAGAAAUGAAUGGUAAUGAUCUUGCACGAUUGAAGCUGGCAAUUAAGUACCGACAAAAGAGGUAAUUUGUUGCCCAGCCCAACUGUCAGCAGCUGCUUGCAUCCCGCUGGUACGAUGAGUUCCCAGGCUGGAGGAGGCGGCACUGGGCAGUGAAGAUGUUGACAUGUGCUGUGAUUGGACUCCUGUUCCCUGUCUUCUCUGUGUGCUACCUAAUCGCUCCCAAAAGCCCAUUAGGGCUGUUCAUCAAAAAGCCAUUUAUCAAAUUUAUCUGUCAUACUGCAUCCUACUUGACUUUUCUGUUUCUGCUGCUCCUUGCCUCUCAGCACAUCGACAGGUCGGACUUGAACAUGCAGGGGCCACCACCAACUGUCGUCGAGUGGAUGAUAUUACCGUGGGUCCUGGGUUUCAUAUGGGGUGAAAUUAAACAGAUGUGGGAUGGUGGACUACAGGAUUACAUUCAUGACUGGUGGAACCUAAUGGAUUUCGUAAUGAACUCCUUGUACUUGGCAACAAUUUCUUUGAAAAUUGUUGCAUUUUCAAAGUAUAGUGGGUUACACCCACGACAAAGCUGGGAUAUGUGGCACCCCACAUUGGUGGCUGAGGCAUUGUUUGCUAUUGCGAACAUCUUUAGUUCCCUGCGCUUGAUCUCAUUAUUUACUGCAAAUUCUCACUUGGGUCCUCUGCAAAUAUCUCUAGGAAGAAUGUUACUGGACAUUUUAAAGUUUCUAUUCAUAUACUGUCUCGUGCUGCUAGCUUUUGCAAAUGGGUUGAACCAGCUGUACUUCUAUUAUGAAACAAAUGAACCCAACAGCUGCAAAGGAAUACGGUGUGAAAAGCAGAAUAAUGCAUUUUCAACACUAUUUGAAACACUACAGUCAUUAUUCUGGUCUAUAUUUGGUCUCAUCAAUCUGUACGUGACUAAUGUAAAAGCACGACAUGAGUUUACUGAGUUUGUUGGGGCCACCAUGUUUGGAACCUAUAAUGUCAUCUCGCUGGUUGUUCUACUCAACAUGUUAAUAGCCAUGAUGAAUAACUCUUACCAGCUCAUUGCUGAUCAUGCAGACAUCGAAUGGAAGUUUGCUCGAACAAAGCUUUGGAUGAGUUACUUUGAAGAAGGAGGGACUCUGCCCACUCCCUUCAAUGUUUUACCAAGCCCCAAGUCACUCUGGUAUCUGAUCAAAUGGACAUGGAGACAUCUGUGCAAGAAAAAGAUUAGAAGGAAACCCGAAAGUUUUGGAACUAUAGGGAGGCGUGCAGCUGAUAAUUUGAGGAGACACCAUCAAUACCAGGAAGUGAUGAGAAAUCUUGUUAAGCGAUACGUUGCCGCAAUGAUAAGAGAUGCCAAAACUGAAGAAGGACUCACAGAAGAGAAUUUUAAGGAGUUAAAGCAAGAUAUUUCCAGCUUUCGUUUUGAAGUCCUGGGUUUGUUGAAAGGAAACAGACUUUCUAAUUUGCAAACUUCAAAAAUCAACAAAGAAGCCUCUUCUUUGUUAGAGACUGAUGAAAACUGUGAGAGUGGAGGAAAGGAGAAAGUAAAGAAAAAGAACUUCAGCCUUUUUGACAUAACUACACUAAUUCAUCCAAGAUCAGCUGCUAUAGCCUCUGAACCACAUAACAUAAGCAAUGGAGCUGCACUGAUGGUGUCUGAGCCCAUAAAGGAGAAACAAAAAAGGGUGAACUUUGUAACAGACAUAAAAAGCUUUGGAUUAUUUCAUAGACGAUCAAAAACAAGCUCCCUGGAACUGAGUGCAAAUAAAAUAUACUCUGUGUCUGAAGAAGUUUCACAACAACAGGUGGAUGAACAAUGCGAGAAAACUACUGAACUGGAAGGGGAAAAAAUGGUCAUGAACUGUGAAUUAAGUGUUCAAGAUCUCAAUGAAAAGUGCAUGCUAACAAACAAUAAGCAAACCAACAGUGAGACUUUGGAUUCACAGCACGAGGAGAAUGAUUGUGCUGUGGAAGCCGAGAAGACAGAGGUACAGGACUCAGACCCCCCCACACCAGAUGAUUUGCUGGACAAGAAGUUGGACAUUACCAGUGACUCAGAAAUGAACGAAGAGACAGUUGUUCAGGAUGAUUAUGUAACAACGAGGUUGUGAUGAGAGUGGGAGUGAGCAUAUACAAAUAUAUAUAUUUUGCAUAGUGCUUUUUUGGGCAGGAUGUUUUAAAAGUUAUAUUAGAAAGUAUAGAAUUACACUUUAUAGUAUUCAACAACCAUGGCACAUGAACUUGUAACAUAAUUAGGUGAGGGAAAGACAAUAGAGGAACCUUCUGUUUUGUAGCCUGCUUUAGCUUUCACAAUUUGUUUUACAUUUUUUUAAUAAAUGGAAGCAUCUUGUAUUCUUGUACUGUUGCAAUAACCCACAGAAACUUUUUAGCUAUCUUUUUUCAAUUGAAACAAAUGCAAUUUCUCUCAUAUGAUAGUUGACUCCUAUGAUAAAUAUUUUUCUAUGCAAAUAAAAAGUAGCUUAAUCUUGUAAGCCUUUACUUAACUUCUUUAGUUCCUUAAAGAUAAUGGGCAGCAUAAUUAUCCAUAAGCAGUUUCUGUCAAUACAAUUAUUUAAAUGAGUAGAAAUUUGAUUUGCUUCAAAUGUUAUGGAAAUAAAUUAAAACAUAAUAUAUCAUUUAUUUAUUGAAAGAGUGUUAAUAACUGUACAUUAUGAAUAAUUUUCCUAUUUGGUUAUUUAAUUAUACUUCCCUGUCCCCCACAGAGUUAUGACUCUACUGAUGACAUUGUUACAAUUUAAUUUGCAAAAAAAUUGGGUUGUAUAAAAUGUUUUCUUUCUUAUAGUAAACAAAAUGUUUAUGGCUUGCUGCAAUUUUAUGACUGUUUAUUCCGAAAGCAAUCACAAUAAGUACCAGCUAUUAUUUCGCCAAACAUCUGCUUUUUCCAAAUGUGGGCAAACUAUGCACUUCAAUAUACAAUUGCUCAUUAGCUUCUGCCUGCAUAUUACAACUGCAUUUGCUAAGAGCAAGAUUACUUCAGAAAAAAAUCCUCCUAAAUAUUAGAAAAAUAUGACAAUCUGCUAGGAAUAUUUGAAAGGCAAACCUAACAGAGGUUUUCUGGAUCAUCACAGAGUUUUGGGGAACCUAAUGGAUGAUUUUAUACAAAAAUACAUAGACAUUCAAAUGUAUAAUAGA
Molecule: messenger RNA, 4580 nt
Organism: Gopherus evgoodei (Goodes thornscrub tortoise)
Lineage: Eukaryota; Metazoa; Chordata; Testudines; Testudinidae
Gene: TRPC4
Product: transient receptor potential cation channel subfamily C member 4
Biological process (GO): regulation of cytosolic calcium ion concentration; manganese ion transport; calcium ion transmembrane transport
Cellular component (GO): membrane; cation channel complex
Molecular function (GO): protein binding; store-operated calcium channel activity; inositol 1,4,5 trisphosphate binding
Source: RefSeq, a predicted model, not a curated record